AAUUCAGAAGAUUAAGUCUGAGUAGUUUCAGAUGCAUUGCAAAGAGUGAAAGCGCGAGCAACAGGAUUCGUAUGUAUUUGUUGUAUAUACCAAACUUGGAUCACGCAGUGUGUACUAUCUUGGCUCAUUGACCGCAAGGCCAGGAAGGCAGAACAACAUUUCAAGAGAACACGUAAGGACCAAAAAUUAGUGAAACCUAAAAAUGUUUAAGUUUUCAGUGAUUUUUUUUUGUUUAUUCAGCUUAUCAUUCUGCGAAUUUGAAGAUGCUUUUAAAAAUUGUCAUCCCGAUGUCAGUGGAUUUGAUGCUUGCAUUAGAGAGGGAUUAAAUUCCAUCAGACCAUAUUUUAAAACAGGUGUGCCAAAAUAUAAUAUUAAACCAUUCGAUCCAUUUUUUGCGGAUGAAAUAGUAGUGAAACGAGGUCUCGCCAAUCUUGGUUUUGUUUUGACACUGAGAAAUGUAACAGAAAGUGGUUGGACAACUAGCAAAGUGACUAAAUUUGUCAGUGACCUAUCUAACUAUAAGGUUGUUUAUACACAAAGCUUUCCAGCGAAAUUUUUAUCAGGAUAUUACGAGUUCGAAGGUACUUUACUCGGUCCUAAAGUCGUUAAUAAAGGAAAGUUUACAUUAGAUUUAUAUGACUUGGUUCAAACUACAACAAUCACCAAGAAUCCACUCGAGAAAUUGAAAGUGCAAGUUGAAGUUCAAACUAUUCGUGAUCUGAAAUUACACAUUUCUAAUCUGUUACGUGGAAGAAAUAUAUUGGAAAAUUUUCUUGAUCGAAUAAUAAAUGGUGCUUGGCAACCAGGUUUUGUUGUUACGCGUGGAAUCAUCAAUGAAAUUGUGUCUACUGCGUUUACUGAAAUAUUUGGUCAAGCAUUUCAAAACUUUCCAUUUGAUAAAGUAAUCAAGAAAAAAGCCAAAUAAUUUUUAAAAAGUGACAGUUUAAUUUUUUUUUUAGUUAAAAGUAGACGUUGAAUGAUAAAAUAUUGACUAAAAUCAAUAGUUUAUCAUUCAGAACAAUUCUUCGUGUGCCUUUCAUAUGAUUUUUUGUAAUUAAUUUAUCACUUGAGUAGAUUUGUACAUUUGUUAAGUAAUGUGUAUUGUAAAAAGAAGUGAUCUCAUUAAGUGAUCAAAUAAUGUACAUACAUA
This is a messenger RNA of Chelonus insularis, 1150 nucleotides long. RefSeq names its product Juvenile hormone binding protein 16 (gene Jhbp16). The transcript is spliced from 4 exons. Bases 203 to 925 code for a protein of 240 amino acids. NCBI's taxonomy places the organism in Eukaryota, Metazoa, Arthropoda, Insecta, Hymenoptera, Braconidae. The record is from RefSeq and is a predicted model, not a curated record.